Belonocnema kinseyi is the source of this 686-nucleotide messenger RNA. RefSeq lists its product as uncharacterized. The transcript is spliced from 12 exons. Bases 64 to 672 code for a protein of 202 amino acids. The record is from RefSeq and is a predicted model, not a curated record. NCBI's taxonomy places the organism in Eukaryota, Metazoa, Arthropoda, Insecta, Hymenoptera, Cynipidae.
GGCUGCUUCCUGGAGAACCUUUCCACCACGACGUCUCACGUCCCGAAUCAACCUGUCGUUUAGAUGUUCGACUCCGCAUUUUAUCAUAUCUUCAAUCAAAUCAGCGCAGUUAUGUUCUUGGCCACCUUUGCGAGUCCCAAAGUAAAUAUUCACGAACAAAUAGGAAAUGCUCCCCAAAUAAAACCUGCUCAUCUUAUACUACCAAAAAGUCAUAGAAACCUGGUUAAAUCCCCCCCAAGAGAUUGGCUUCCUCCUGAACCAGUACGGCCAGGUCUCGGUAGGUGCAUCGAAAAAUGCGGAGACCAUAUGACAGGAACCAUAGACGUUUGCAUAUCUACUGGCUUUAAUCAAGCACAUGUGAAGAUGGAGCAUUUUAAUUGCAUAAGAGCAUGUGGGCUGAGCAAUAUCUUACUAUUACCUCAUGAAGCUUGUCAACAUGAUCAUUUUUUUUAUCAUAUCAAUGAAACCAAUGCACCAGCAGUGGAACAUCCUCGUAUUAAGUGUGGAAGAAGGUGCUCAAUUGAUGGAGAAAACACGCUUUGCAUAACUGACGGUUAUGAUGAGUGGACUAUGUCUGUACAGGAGUACGCCUGCUUGUUUGCAUGUAGGAUGGCUCCAGCAUUACUACAUGCAGGACCAUGUCCUGAAGUACCUUAUCGGAUCCACCAUUGAGUACGAACUCUUUU